Messenger RNA from Caenorhabditis angaria, 551 nucleotides. The record is from the annotation of a GenBank genome assembly. NCBI's taxonomy places the organism in Eukaryota, Metazoa, Nematoda, Chromadorea, Rhabditida, Rhabditidae.
AUGUCGUUGAAACAAUACACUGCACAAGGUUAUGAAGCAUUUCAAGAAACUUUGAAAUCGAUUGGAGCUGGAAAACGAAUUGUCGCGUUGUUUACCGGCUCGAAAAGUUUGAUCACUGGACAAAGUUGGUGUCCAGAUUGUGUUGUUGGUAAGUGAUAUUUUGCUGGAAUCGACUGUAAUUUAUUCCUCAUGUAAUUUUUUUGCAGCUGAUCCAAUUAUCGAAAAAGUGAUAAAUUCACAAGAAAUUCAAUCAUUGGAUGUUCAUUUUAUUAUUGUUUUUGUCGGAAAUCGCGAAGUUUGGAAAAGUCCAGAUUCGCCAUUCAGAACUGAUCCAAAAUUGAAAUUGACUUGUAUUCCAACACUUCUUGAAGUCAAUCAAAAGGUGAGACAAUUUUGGGAAAAACUGUGCCAGGAUUGCAGAAAAGGGGCGUGGUUUCACUUCUUUGUUAUUCCAGCCCUCGAAAAUCCCUAUUUUGUAGGCUAAACGUCUCUUGGAUUCUCAAGUUGCCAACGCAAAUUUGGUCCAUGAUUUUCUUGCCGACGAGGAAUAA